AUGUCGGCGCAGGGCUACUCGGAUCGUCUCUCCAAAUACUCCUACCGAGGGAAGCUCAACCUCCGCAGCGACCCCGACCCACCGCUCUCGGUCCUCGCCAAAGCACGCAUCCUUGCCCGUCGCAUCCGCUCCUCGUCGCAUGUCGUCCUUCACACAGGCGCGGGUAUAUCCACUUCAGCCGGUAUCCGUGAUUUUCGCGGUCCGAAAGGGGUGUGGACCACUGAAUCAUCGCGCGCGAAGACCACAGACAAGCAGGAUGGCGCCUCCAAUACAUGUUUCGAGGACGCAGUUCCCACCCUCACGCAUAUGGCCAUAACAGCGAUGCACGCCAUGGGGUUUAUCCAUUACGUCAUUUCGCAAAACGUGGAUGGACUCCACCUCCGCUCCGGUUUACCCCGCUCCGCGCUGUCGGAGCUGCACGGAAAUCUGUUUGUGGAUUGGUGUCCCGUAUGCAAGUCCGAGACGCGGCGUGACAGCGAGGUACCAACAGUCGGGUACAAGCCUUCCGGGAAGCGAUGCGGAAGGGCAAACUGCGAUGGGAUGCUGACGGACAAGGCGCUCGACUGGGACGACGCUCUGCCGGAUUACGACCUGGAGCUGGCGCGUGAGCACGGAGACAAGGCUGAUUUAGCGGUCGUAGUUGGGACGAGCUGCCAGAUGGAUCCCGCGCGCGGCUUGCCGUUUCGCGGCAAGGGCGAUGUAGUGAUUGUGAACUUGAGUCGGACAGAUUAUGACAAGAGGGCGGCGUUUACCGUGAGGGCGCAGACGGAUGCUGUGUUUGCUGUGAUGGCGCAGAUGCUGGACGUGAGGAUUCCGACGUACGAGCGGGAGGUAGAGGUCUUGGUGCAGAGCUCGUUGCAGGGCAAAGAUUUGAAAGUAGAGAUGCUCGUGAGGUGGGAUGGGGACGAGAGAAGGCGGGCAAUGCGCGAAAUUGAACGAGUUCGGUAUGGAACGAAGUGUGGGAAUGAGAUCAGUGUUAUGCAAGAUGGAGACGCGAAGCUGGGGUACAAGGCGAUGCUAAGAGGUGUAGAGGUCGGGACGAAUGUGGAAGCGAGUAUCGAAGUUCAGGACCUGGGAUGCGUCCAGAUUGCGCACGUGUCCCCUGGAAAGGUGAUGCUGGGAGUGGUAUUGACUAGGAGGGAAUACAAUGAGACGAUGACGGCCAGAGUUAAAGAGCUGGAGGAACGGGCGAGGAGAAGCAAAAAGCGGAAAAGAGACGAGAAUUGGGAGGCGCGACAGUGGUUUGUCAAAGGAACAAAACGGGGCUGGCAAGACUGUGUCUGCUGUAACAAGUGUGUCUGGAGCGGGGCAGGGAAGCGGGAGGCGCACUUUGCGAUCUGCGACGAGGGUAUGUGA
Chondrus crispus (carragheen) is the source of this 1356-nucleotide messenger RNA. RefSeq lists its product as hypothetical. The transcript has a single exon. NCBI's taxonomy places the organism in Eukaryota, Rhodophyta, Florideophyceae, Gigartinales, Gigartinaceae. The coding region runs from base 1 to 1356 and encodes 451 amino acids. Gene Ontology annotation, molecular function: NAD+ binding. The record is from RefSeq and is a predicted model, not a curated record.